GUUUUAAUGUGGAGUGUUGUCGAUUUGCCAGCGUUUCGUUCGAGCAUAUUUCAUGGAUUUACACAAGACUUGUCUUCAUAACUCUGCAAUAUGAUGUGUCUUAUGAGAUAUUCAAUGCUCCCAGCUCGCCACUGGCAGGAGGGUGCUUGGAUCUGCGGCUGAGGUGGCUCAGUAACGGCAGAAGUGGCUGCUGGAAUGUUUCGACAGGGCAGCAACAGUGGGAAUAAGUGCUUGACAAGCGGUGCUCGUCUGUCCCACCCCAACGUUGUGCCUUUGGCUGUCGGCUCUAACAAAACACAAGAUAUGGGCCGGUGCUCUAAGACGAACCCCCUUAGCGCUAUGGGCCUGGACCAUGCCAUCACCCCACCCGGAGGAGACCCUGACUACAUCAUGCAGUUGGUCAAUGAUGUGCGCAAGUUUUCUGACGUGCUGCUGAGCCUUGAGGAGGCUUUUCAGUCCAGAGAAAAUCAAGAGUGCUUGCAGCACGUGGUCGACGAGCGACUCGACGAGCUGGUCCGCAUGUUGAAGGCCGUCAUCGGCAAGCACCAGGCGCUGAACUCUGCAGAAAUUCUCGGUGCUGCAGGCACAGUUAUUGCCAAAGUCAAAGGCUUGAACAUCAAAGAAGUCAAUAAAGACAACAAAGAUACAAUUUUUGGCGAGAUAUACACAACCAUUGACAAUUUGGCAUUCACGUUUGGCAAUGUAGUGUCUGACUUCCUUAUGGGAGAUGUGGACAGCGGCUGCAGGUUGGGGUUUCCCCAGACCAGAAGUCGUUCUUUUGAAAACCUCUCUGAUGAUUUGGGGGGAUGUCAUCAAGAGAGAAAUUAUCUGGCAGAUCCUGCUUUGUCCUCUCCAGAAUUGUCCCCUGUGGAACAGGUGGACCUGCUUCUGCUGAGAAAUGACCGAGGAGUAGAGUCGGCUUUACUCUUUGCUAAGGCCUGGUCCAAAUACACCAAAGAUGUUCUAGCCUGGGUAGAGAAACGCCUCAGCCUGGACAUGGAAUGUGCCAAAAGCUUUGCCAAGAUGGCAGAAUCCGCAAAGACAGUUGCAAGUCAACAGGACUACAUGCCCUUUCAGGAUAUUUAUGUCUCUGCCUUCAAAAAUGAGAUUGAGUACAAUCAGGUUCUGCUGCAAACAGCUGCGGCUCUACAAACUAACAAAUUCAUUCAGCCACUGCUGGCCCGCAAAAACGACCUGGACAAGCAGAGGAAAGAGAUUAAAGAACAAUGGCAAAGAGAGCUGAAGAAAAUGACCGAGGCUGAGAACGCUGUGAAGAAGGCCCGUCUGCUGAAGGUGCAGAAGAGGGAGGAGUACGAGAAAGCCCGCAGCUCCACCAGCCGCACUGAGGAGGAGCAGCCGGCCACAGGAGGCAGAACUCUGGAGAAGAAACGAAGGGUGGAGGAAGAGGCCCUACAGAGGGCAGAGGAAGCACAAGAGCAGUGUAAAGCCAGUGUGGCUGAUCUCGAGGCAAGAAAGGUCGGCCUCUCCAACGCCAAGAGUGAGAUUCUCGCUCAGAUCCGGAAGCUGGUCUUCCAAUGUGAUCUGACCCUUAAAGCGGUGACGGUGAACUGGUUCCAGAUGCAGCAGGCUCAAACUGUGCCUCUGCCGGUUAACUAUCAAGCUCUGUGCGAACAAGCCAAAAAGUACGAGCCGGGCCAGCGUUAUUCUGAGUUCGUGUGCAGUCUGCCCAAAGAGCGUGUGUGGCUGGAGUCUCUGUCUCAGGACAUCACCGCUCCCUCCAAAACUGGAAUGUCCCUUCAUAAGAGGUCUGUGAGCAACACCCACUCUUCCCACGGGAACCUGUCACAGGGCUCAGUCACUUCUGGAGAUAAUCACAGCGCUGAUGAGAUUGAGGGGACCGCACCGCCCUCCAAGACCAAGAUCGGAGAGAGACGCUCCAAUAGCAGUGUAGACAUAGCGGUAAGGACGCAGGGCUCUCAGCGGGUCUGGAGCUCAAGCAGUGCUGGUGGAGGAGGGAUGUGCAGUGACUCAGAAAGCGCUGGAGGAAGCAGUGAGUCUCGCUCAAUGGACUCUCCCACUGCCAGUCCAGGGGAUUUCAAACGCAGGCUUCCCAGAACUCCCUCAACUGGUACCAUGUCUUCUGCGGAUGACCUGGAUGAGAGAGAACCACCUUCCCCAUUAGAUAAUGGACAUGCUGAGAUUGUGAUGGUAACAGCCAGUUCUCCUGGACCUUUCCGAAACGCUCAGAUGUCAAAAGCCGCUCACACCCACAAGUUGAGGAAACUGCGUGCACCCUCCAAAUGCAGAGAGUGUGACGGCCUGGUGGUGUUUCACGGGGCUGAAUGCGAGGAGUGUUCCUUGGCCUGUCAUAAGAAAUGCCUGGAGACUCUCGCUAUUCAGUGUGGUCAUAAAAAGCUCCAGGGCAGACUGCACCUGUUUGGGAUUGACUUCGCUCAGGUAGCUAAGAACAGUCCUGACGGCAUACCUUUCAUCAUCAAAAAAUGCACCUCGGAAAUCGAGAGUCGUGCCCUGAAUGUUAAGGGCAUUUAUCGUGUGAAUGGGGCAAAGUCUCGUGUGGAAAAGCUGUGCCAGGCCUUCGAGAACGGAAAGGAUUUGGUGGAGCUUUCUGAUCUACACCCGCAUGACAUAAGCAACGUGCUCAAGCUUUACCUGAGACAGUUGCCAGAACCGUUGAUUCUGUAUCGGUAUUAUAAUGAUGUCAUCGGGCUGGCGAAAGAGACUCAAAACGUCUUGGCGGAUGAGCCUGGUUCAGCUAAAAGUAAAUCAUCAGGAGAGCAGCAGUGCCUCAGCAUUGAGCUCAAAAGAGUCGUCUCUAAAAUCAGAGAUGUCCUUCGCCAGCUUCCCGCAGCCCACUACAGAACCUUGCAGUUUCUAAUCGCCCACCUGCACAGAGUAUCCGAGCAAGCCGAGGAGAACAAGAUGACAGCUAGUAACCUCGGUAUCAUUUUUGGUCCCACACUUAUAAAGCCCAGACAGCUAGAGGCAGAAGUGUCCCUGUCCUCUCUGGUUGACUACCCCCAUCAGGCCCGCAUGGUAGAACUGCUCAUCAGUCAUCAACAGAUGAUCUUUGAUGUUCCCCUCAGCCCCAUGUCUCCCACCAACCCAACGGCCCCACAUGUUUCUAUUGACAAAGAACCAAAACUCAGUCGCCACUCACGUUCUCUCAUGGAUAUCAAAGAGAGCGCUAAAGUCUACAAGAGACACUCAUCUGUCAUUACCUCACAGUUGUUGGCGGAAGUGAAGGAAAUGAAGACGGGGGCCGAUAGAGCACAGACGUCUGCAGGUGUCGGUUCAGACAUCAAUGGGGUUGGUCCAGUGGAGGCACAGAAGACCACAUCUGUCUUUGGCCGACCCAGUGCCAGCACCCCAGUGGUGCAGAUGCGCCCCCCGAGGUCUAAGCAGGUGUCCCGACCCAUCAGCAUGCCCGUUGACCGACUGCUUAAUGAGCGUAACAGCCGCAACACCGCUGAGCAAGAACAUCCUCCCGCUGCCAUUCAGGAGACCACCGAACCAGAAAAGCCUUCAACACCACGACUCUCCAGCUAUUACAGGAACCCCUUCAUAGACACCCAGAUGCUAAGAAGGACCUGGGACAAACAAUACAGGCAUUACAAUGUGACGCCCAGAACUGCAAUGAUUGUGGCCAACCUUCCGUCGUCUGAUGUGACUGACUCAGUAAAGUCAUCCGCUGAGACUGUUUCGGGAACACUGGGCAGCGUCAGUGUGACACCCAACAGCAGUCCUUAUAUAACUGGUGCUGGCCAGUCCAGCACAGCUCCAAUAUCUUUCAGAGCACCACGGACAUUAAAACCCCCUCCUGGAACUUUCUAUAAACCGGGAAGCCAAUUCAGGUCGUUCGACUCGGUGGCGAAAACUGAUUUGACUGCAUCGACCAAUACCGCAGGAGUAAUAUAUACAACAGCCAUUACUAUAGUAACAACAGCGGUCACCGCAACUGUAGCGACGAUUGCCACAACGGUGGCCACGCCCCCUACCACACCUACAUCAUUGAUCACCCCAGCUACAACAGCGGCCAAGCCGAGCGUUACGACACUGACGAUGUCAGUAGGUUCUGUAUCUGGAGGAGCGGAGGAAGGACUGUCAGAAAGUGAAUCGCUAAGCCCCACCACGCACUCUCCCCCUCAGUCCCCAGGCUCCAGCGCAGAAGAGCUCAGUCCCACGGAGGCCAAACCCCUCUAUCAGAGACGCAGCCGCCGUGUGCAGGAGAUGGAGCUUAGAGAGGCUCACUUUGUUUAAAUCAGAGCUGGACAUAUCUCUUAGCUGGCCUAUUGGCCUGUGGGUCACUCUUUGUCAUGCUUGGUACAAUAUAGCAUGCUUAUUAAAUGACUGAAUUGAGACUUUUUAUGGUCAUUUGGUCAUUUUAAUAGCAUUAUCAAGACUAGCGGACCUAUCAAUGCCUUAUUUUAUAAUAUGUAUGUAUUUGUAUGUAAACUGUCUUUGUUGUGCCAUGCUGUAUAUACUGUAUGUAAUUGUUUUUUAUCCCUUUGAGAAAGGGCAAAAUAUUAAGAGAGAGAUGAAAUGCACGCAAAACGUCUCGGUGGUUUUCUGGAUAAAUAGCAGUUGUCCGUUGUCCUGUUAAAGUGAUAGUUCACCCAAAAAUGUAAAUUCUGUCAUUUACUCACCCUCUUGUCAUUUUAAACCUGUAUGACUUUCAUUCUUCUGCAGACCACAAAAGAAGAUAGUUUCAAGGAAGUUGGCAACAUUCUUCGAAAUUUCUUCUUUUGUGUUCUGCAGGAGAACGAAAGUCAAACAGGUUUGGAAUUACAUGAGGGUGAGUAAAUGAUGACAGAAUUUCUAUUUUUGGGUGAACUAUCCCUUUAAGCUACUGUUUGAGCCAGCAAAAGCAGCAGAGGUCCAAAACAUUUGUGACAUUCACCUGUUUUGUGAUUUGUUUGGGGUAUUAUGGCCAUUACUUUUGUCCUUUUUCACUGUGAUAACAUUUUAUUUUGAACCAUUCAGAGGGUAUCAAUAGAGACAAUACUAUAUCAGAAAAUAAAAAGUUAUAUUAAUGUGUUAUUCAGAAAGUUUCACGUGAAAUAUUGUUUGUAUGAUAUGAAAUAUGUAUAGUAUUGUCUGUAAUGUCAUGCUAUCAUGCUUAUUGUGAUGUACUUGCGAAGCCUAAAAGUCAAAAUUGUGACCUGAAUUUUUAACAUACUGUACUUUUAAUGCUACACCACUGCUGAUGUAAUACAGUUGCUGCCAGGUAUUUUAUCUGUUGUGUAGUUUGGUUCCUGGAAACACAGUGCUGCUCAUGCAUGUUUUAGGCGGAGCAAGUGCACCUUCUUCUGUUUUCUAAGCAUUUGUUUACAUUUUCUACACCAGCUGCCAUACACAUCUGUCUACACAAACAAUUCCUGAAAACAUGCAACAUGUUUGCAAAUUAAAUAUUUAGUUACAACUGUUA
Messenger RNA from Triplophysa rosa, 5407 nucleotides. It is a transcript of the gene arhgap29b, whose product is annotated as Rho GTPase activating protein 29b. Gene Ontology annotation, molecular function: GTPase activator activity. Gene Ontology annotation, cellular component: cytoplasm. Gene Ontology annotation, biological process: activation of GTPase activity; signal transduction. The record is from RefSeq and is a predicted model, not a curated record. NCBI's taxonomy places the organism in Eukaryota, Metazoa, Chordata, Actinopteri, Cypriniformes, Nemacheilidae. The transcript has 23 exons. Bases 196 to 4239 code for a protein of 1347 amino acids.